AUGACAGUCUCAUAUAACCUCGAUGUCUCCUCGGCGUCGCUCUUCUCAUUCCUGAGACUUCAGAUCAGAUGGAAGGGAUCGAUUUGGAAGUAUUUAACCAAGGAGCUGAUAAUGUUCAUAUUUGCCUUCUCCGUCAUUUCAUUUAUAUAUCGCACUGAUUUGGUAAUAGACAAGCAAACGAGAGCAAUUUGGGACAAUCUCGCAGCUCUAUUCGACCAGACAAUGGAAUUCAUUCCACUCACAUUCAUGCUUGGCUUCUUUGUCACGAUCAUUGUCAAACGAUGGAAUGAUAUUUUCGCGAAUUUGGGUUGGGUUGACAACGCGGCGAUUUGCGUAGCAAACUACAUACGCGGAAACGAUGAUCGAAGUCGAAUGCUGCGCCGAAAUAUCAUCCGAUACAUGGCCCUGACUCAAGUGCUCGUCUUUCGUGAUAUUUCGCUUCAAGUUCGAAGGCGAUUCCCAACGUUGGAAUCAAUAGUCGCCGCAGGAUUCAUGUUGGACCAUGAGAAGGAGGCAUUUUAUAAUGUGGCAUUGAAAUACAACAAAUAUUUUAUACCGAUUCAAUGGAGUAUGGGUUUGGUGGUGGAGGCGAGAGCUGAAGGAAAGAUUGCCGCUGAUCUUCUGAUGAAUGAGAUCGGCAAACACAUCAUCGAAUUCAGAAAAGGGCUAGCACAACUCAGCUAUUAUGAUUGGGUUCCAAUUCCAUUGGCUUAUCCGCAGGUUGUCUUCCUCGCUGUUCGUUCCUAUUUCUUCAUGUGCUUGAUUGCUCGACAAUCCGUUCUAAUUGAUGGAAGAAGCCCCGAAGAACCUUGUGCGUUUUAUCCGAUCGUUCCGUUUCUCAUGACGACUCUUCAGUUCAUAUUCGUCGUUGGCUGGAUGAAAGUCGCCGAGAGUAUGAUCAAUCCGCUCGGAGAAGACGACGACGAUUUCGAGUGCAACUAUCUUCUUGACAGAAAUCUCGCGACGGGCUUCGCCAUCGUCGAUGAUUGUUACAACCAAAUUCCAUCCGUCGAGAAGGACAUGUUCUGGUGCUCAGACGUCGAGCCGCUCUAUUCCGUCGACACCGCAAUGAUUCCCAAGAAUCCGCAAGUCGGCUCAGCGGCUCAAUUCGACGUCAAACAGGACGACGAAGUGAUGAUGAUGCCUCAUAUAGACGAUAUUGAUAUCUACGACUUCCAAUCAACGAACAACAUGAUUCCAAGGAAGACCUUCUCGGUCAUGUCGAUCUCUCAUCCAUUCGGAAGUCGUGCAAGUCUCUCGUCGUCAAGAAAACGCAGUAUGAUGGAGACAUUUUCGCGAAAGCUCCACAAAAAACACAAUCGCAACAAUAUGUUCACAUCGUCGGCAUCGCAAGCCACUUUGAACUUCAAUUAUGACUCAACGUCGCCGAGCGAAAUCAAUCUCUCAAAUCUGGAAAUGUGUCCGAUGAAGAGGAAAACGUCUGCCGGAAAACUGUUGAGCCGCGAGAAUCCGCCGGCCGACGAAUCGCACAAAGUCUCAUCCGAGGUUCUUCCAAUUGUGAUCGAGGAGGACGAAGAUAAGACAAAAGAGAAACAUCUCAAAUAA
Messenger RNA from Caenorhabditis bovis, 1566 nucleotides. The record is from the annotation of a GenBank genome assembly. Lineage: Eukaryota; Metazoa; Nematoda; Chromadorea; Rhabditida; Rhabditidae.